Drosophila suzukii is the source of this 1485-nucleotide messenger RNA. RefSeq names its product G protein alpha q subunit. Gene Ontology annotation, molecular function: GTPase activity; G protein-coupled receptor binding; G-protein beta/gamma-subunit complex binding. Gene Ontology annotation, biological process: phospholipase C-activating dopamine receptor signaling pathway; adenylate cyclase-modulating G protein-coupled receptor signaling pathway. NCBI's taxonomy places the organism in Eukaryota, Metazoa, Arthropoda, Insecta, Diptera, Drosophilidae. Gene Ontology annotation, cellular component: heterotrimeric G-protein complex. The record is from RefSeq and is a predicted model, not a curated record.
UAUUCUUCACUCCGAGCAGGCUUUGCUUGUGGCGAUAAACGUAAAUGUAUUACAGUUUUCUAUUCAACUGACAGGCUUCGUUUUUGCGGGAUGAAAUAUAAACAGAAUCAAAACAAAGCCAAAGAAUUUUACUACUAAAUUGUGACCCAAAAAGUCAAAUAACUUCCUUAAAAAUUUAUAACGCUUAACGCUAAAAUAAUACUUAUAAAAAACAAAUGCUGGCUUGUUUUUCUAGCUAAAGCCAAAUAGAGCUUGGAUAAAUUUUGUAAGCAUGGACUGCUGUUUAUCGGAUCAGGAUAAGGAGGAAAAACGCAUCAGUAGGGAAAUCGAUAAGAAGUUGCGCAAGGAUAAAAAAAAGGCACGCCUAGAGUUUAAAGUAUUGGUCCUGGGCACGGGCGAUUCCGGCAAGUCAACAUUUAUCAAACAGAUGCGCAUUAUCCACGGAAGCGGCUACUCGGUCGAGGACAAGCGUAAGCACAUCAAGCUGGUUUUCCAGAACAUAUUCAUGGCUAUGCAGUCAAUGAUCAUGGCAAUGGACGAGCUUAACAUUCCAUAUGGUCAGGGGAAGCAUAUUGAACUGGCUAACUUGGUAAGAAGUAUAAAUUAUUCGACCGUUACCACGUUAGAGGAUCCCUACUUGAAUGCCAUUAAAACGCUUUGGGAAGAUGCUGGUGUCCAGGCGUGCUACGACCGUCGCAGAGAAUAUCAGCUGAAUGAUUCAGUUGCAUACUUCCUGAGCAACAUAAAACGAAUUGAACAGCCUUAUUACCUGCCGACAGAACAGGAUAUUCUUCGUGUUCGUGUGCCAACAACUAAAGUUGAUGAGUAUCUAUUUAAUUUGGAUGGUUAUGUGAUAAGAAUGGUGGACGUUGCAGGUCAGCGAAACGAAAGAAGAAAAUGGAUUCAUUGUUUUUCGAAUGUGACAUCAAUUAUGUUUUUGGCAGCACUAUCGGAAUUCGACCUAUCAUUGGCUGAAUGUAAACAUGAUAAUCGAAUGGAGGAAUCUGUAGCAUUGUUUCGUACUAUUAUAACGUUCCCAUGGUUCCAAAAUACGUCAAUUAUUCUAUUCCUGAACAAGAUGGAUUUGUUUGAGCUCAAAAUUAUGACAACGCAUUUGGUAGACUAUUUUCCUGAAUAUGAUGGUCCAAGGAAAGAUGCAUUUGCGGCUCAAUGUUUUAUAAAAAAUAUGUUUUUAAAUGUAAAUCCUGAUCGAGAAAAAACCAUUUAUUCGCAUUCUACCGUUGCUACAAAUACGCAAAAUAUUAGGAAUGUGUUUAGAGAUAUCAAAGACACAAUUGUGGACUCUAACCUUAAGGACUAUAAUUUGGUGUGACGUUUACCCUUACAUGUAAUAUUGACGACGAAGGUUUUAUGCGUGUAAACAGAAACUCAACCAAUUCGAUAGACGUAUUAAAGAAAUUAUGUACCCCAACGUUAAUAAACCAUUAUUAUGUAAAUAUAAAUGGGUAAAUAAAAUAUACCUCC